Molecule: messenger RNA, 8796 nt
Organism: Lizanozyma spartinae
Lineage: Eukaryota; Fungi; Ascomycota; Pichiomycetes; Serinales; Debaryomycetaceae
Gene: IRA2
Product: Ras GTPase activating protein
Exons: 1
Coding region: 1-8796 (2931 amino acids)
Biological process (GO): regulation of GTPase activity
Source: RefSeq, a predicted model, not a curated record
AUGUCGGCCAAGAAACCCGAUACUCAAAACACAAUGAUGUUGGCAUACGUCGAAGGCCUAUGUAAACGAAUACAAUCGCUUUUGCCCCAUAGAACGGGUUCGUCCAUCGUUGAGAUUGAAUUGAACCCCCAUUUCCAAAAGACCAAAGAGAUCAUAUUAUCCAACGUGUCGUCGCCCAAUUUUGUUUCCCGUUUUUUUGAAGGAAUGGCCACCUUAAUCAAUGGGAUAUUGAAUGAAUCUAUCUCGUCAUCGUUAGCAACAGGAGCAUCGACUCCCAUGUCUGCUGCACCAACUCCUUCAACUCCAUUUGCACCUUCUCAUGCGUAUGUUCAGAGUCUUCUUACCUCGGGGCAAACGAGAUUGGCCGAUAGAGACGAUAAAACAAUUUCCUCCAUUGCUAUCAUUGUAAAGUUAAUGAGUGAAGUCAUAUCGGCCAAUUGGGAUCGUCAUAAGUCUCCUGUUCCCUUUGAACUAUGUUUUGAUAGUAUAUCCAGUUACGGGAACUUUCUUCAGUUCUCCCGUCCGUCCCAACUUCAUCUGUCAGCAGUCAAAACCAUUGUAGAGACUUUAUUCAAGCUUUUGUCUCAUAGAUUCACCUUGGAUAUCUUGUACGAGGUCACCGGUCGAAAGGAUAUCCCACAUGCCCUUAUUAAGGGUAUGAAUAUCGGAACCCAUAAAGGUCAUAAUCACCACCACCAAUCUACGUCAUCAACGCAAACUAAUUUGUCUCAUAAGAUUUCGGCCAAUAGCAUGACAGCGUCUUCUACUUUAAAGGAUAAGGACAAGGAAACUGCAUCCAUAGCUCAAUCGGUUGUGUCAUCAACAGUUACUCCCCAAUUCCCAAGCAGUCACCCCUUGGAUUCGUCGUCGGCUAUCUCCGUCAUCUCAGGUGUCCAGGAUCCUGCCACGACUACGUCGUCUUCGUCAUUACUAAGCAGUCCAAUAGUCUCGCCCAUAGCAAGGCGAAUCGCUCCAUCUGCAUCAGUAUCGGUAUCAGCGGCCUCAGCAACAACAGCAGCAGCAGGUACGUCAACAAGAACAAGGCAUGUAGGCACAUCUUCUACCCCUGCAUCAGGAGCACCAUCUCACCAUGUCCAAUCUCGUCAUGCCGUGCAUCUGAACUCGCCUCUUGAGCAGACCACUUUAUUGUCCACUACUGCUGUCACAGAAAUGCCAGCCAAUCAGGUUCUUUUGAACCAAAUUGAUGACUACAUCGACACCAUAUUACGGUACGUUUCAGCAGCCAAUCCAGAGGACUAUUUUCAGUACUUGUGGUCUAAAUUAUUUGUUCAUAGUGAACGAGAGGAAAUCAUUCCCGUGGUCAAUGUUCAGCUUUACACACAACUACUCCGGUUCAUGUUCUUUACCAAACCGGUCUUGAAGAAGGUCAUUAGAGGCUUGUACACGGCGUUACCCUUUGUGAAGUCAAAUACCUGGCGAUUGACUAUCUUACUAUUCUUUACCACUUCGCUACGGGACCAAUGCUUCUCCAGACCUCAAGAUUACCUUGACUUCGUCAGUGAUAAGCUGGACGGAGACUUGGAGACCUCUUUUGUCAACUUGUUUGAUUUCGUUUCCUAUUUGUUUGAAACCGUUCAACGGAACCUCGCUGGGGUCAUGAUUCAGACCUGGCUAGUGGUUUUUUGCCCCAAAGAUUUGGUGGAGAUGGAAGAGAAGAAAAAGCCCAGCAGAUUUAAGAAGAACUUCAAUAAAAGAGUCAAGUUUUUGCGUCAAAUGACUAAAGAAAUGGAAACUUUGGAUCUGUUGGACCCUGUGCAUUCAAUGCUUAACGUCAUUAAUUUAGUAGGGAGAUUCCCUCUGACACUGGAGGCUGAAAACCAUCCAUUAAGUAAGUUUGUUCACACUUAUAUGAUUGAGUUCUUUACUAGUAUGACCUUACUCCAAAAUUUACCUAAUGAUAACAGUCUUAGUUCAAUCAUUGAUGAUCUCACCGUCAACUUCAUGGUGGGCAUUCUUCGUCUUUUACCUGAUGAUGCAUUACGUGCAGACUUUAUUAAGACUUUCCGAGAGGGUAAGCAUUCGCUUCGGAUCACUCGAUUGACUCUCAAGAUCCUUCUUGGUUUAGCAAGCACUUGUCGAGCACAUUCCAUCCUCAAGGCUCUUGUGCAGCCUUUGAUGUUGGAGUUACUGAAUCUCAUGUUUGGAUGCAUUAAGAUCUUGAACUUGAAUAAUAAGAGCAUGCACAAUUAUCACCAUACAGCGUGUGAACGGUAUUGUUUGAAUAACCCGAACUUUAACUUUGAUUCUGUGGAUACCUUUGGAAGCACGUUAGAUUCUUAUUAUGAGGAAUUGGUGUCUUAUAUCAAGCUACAUCAUAAUAUUAAUAGUAUCAAUUCGGAUACAGCCAGCAUUUCAACUUCCUCUACCAGCAAAUCCAUAUUUUCAACCAGAGAUAAGCAGCAACCGGAAACAGCCAUACAUAAAACCACUACUCCUGCUUCACAAUUGUCCAAUUCUAGAAAGAAAUCAGGCUCUCCUUCACUUGAAUCUGAUCUCAAUAUGGCAGUGGGUUUGUUUUUCACUGCUGUGUUGAACAAUUCAAGAACCAAAGACUCUACAACCAUCACCAAUGAAGAGCAGAAGGACAAACUCAUUAUGGAAGUGGAAGAGAUCUUCACAAGUCUUUUGGCGCUGUUCAUUACAUGCCCUAAUAUUUAUUAUUACUCUAAAAGACUCAUGGGAGAAGGAACUACUCCAGACUAUAACGAUCCUAUCUUAAGAGCAGAUAUUGACGACUACAUUGCAAAUAAAGUACUUCCCUUCAAGUUUUCAUUGGUUUAUCAUCCUUUAAGCCCUGUUUCCAAGCUCUUUGAAGUUGCUUUGGCAUUGGCAUAUUCCAUAGUGCUGCCCCAAUCCUGUGAAACCGUUUACCGAUCUCCUGGUGCUUAUCUUGCAUACUACAGCAUCACCAAUAUCACUAUCCAGUCCAUAGCAGAAAUUUGUUUUAGCAUUGAUUUGUCCGACUCCAAAUUCAAGGAUUCUUUCCUCUUUGUGAAUCGACUUUUGGAAAGAAGGCAGGCCAUAAAGUUGGAUAACAUGAAGUUUGAAACCUACUUGUACCCUGGUUACACGGAUAUUUGUCUUUCGGUUGAAAAGGCUAUAGUUCUUUCAUUGUGCAACAGCGACAUUCAAUACUACAACUUGUCCAAGACAGCUAUGCGAAACCAUGGCAAGGAAUUGGAGAACUUUGAGGCUCUUGGCUUCCCCGUAAACAAGCUUGACACCUUGGCCGACGUAUUUCAAAGUUUGGUUGAGAAUGACGCCGUUUUCACAGGGUACGUUUCGCUUCACAAGCGGAUCAGACGUCAUUUACGUCAAGCUGCGGCCACCACAUCGUUGUUUGAAGCCUGGAGCUUGAUUUACCACCGUUGGUUGGACGUUUUGGACAAUAGAACAACCGUCUUGUCGAACUCCACGGAGGAAGGACUUGUGUUUCGAAACUUUUCAGGGUUCCUUUCGGCUACCUGUGGUAGUUUCCUACUGGAAGAGUUUGCCUUGCAACAUCCUGUCAAAUACAAAGAAGCCAAAACGCUUAUUGGGGAUUUCAUAGAUCGGUGCAUUCAAAUGUUAACCAGUUCGGACUUGGUCAUCCGGGUGGUGAUGAAAGAUGCCUUGGCUACGGAGUCUCAUGCCUUGGUGUAUGACAUGAUUUGCAAGAAGUUGACCAAUUUCUGUGAACAAUACCUCAAUGCAGCCGUUGUCAAUGAUGAAAUCGUUCUUUUUACCGAACAAACUUUGGUUAUUCUUACCAAUUUUGUCACCAACAAGAACUUGGGCUCCUUCUACGUGCUUGCGCUUUACAAUACAGUGUUGUCGUAUCUUGUCAAGUUUGUUGCGCUCAUUGAUCUGAUCCAAGAUGCUGCCAGAAUCAAGCUUCGGUUCUGUAAGUUGAUCCACGCCUUAGAAAGCGGGAGAGACGAGUUGGCCAUGAACGGGCUCUUGAAAACCAGAAGCUACUUUGUCAAAUAUGUAUGUGAAUGGCUAGAGAAUGGAGUAUUUUACGAUGAGCUUUCCUCUUCUUCUUCAUCUCCCGUGGGGGGGAUGCUCGCCAGUUCGUCUGUCUCUAUACAAUCGACAGCCACGACCUCAAGCAGUAAGAACGACUCGAGUGGUCUGGCGACCAGCAUUCAUUCUGCUGGGUCGACCUCUACUCCCAUGGCUGCGCUGACCAUUCAGUCCAAGUUUAAGGACUCGGAAAUUGUUUAUUUAAGCAUCGAUGUCGCCAACGAAUGCGUCAAGACUUUGACAGUCAUUCUGGAGAGAUUGAUCUUGGAAGUGCCCGAAAAUACCUCCGAUAAGGACAUGAAGAAGUACAAAGACUUUGCCUUUGGUAAUUACUUUUCUCUUUUCUACAAGAUCCUCCAGAAGUACACCGCUACGGAUUUAAGUCCCACGUUGAUGCGAUCCAAGUACAAGAUCAACCAAAUCAUCGACAACGUGCUCAAGUGCAUCUCCAACAUGUUGCAGACCAAUGGAGACAUUGGAAUGCAGUUUGUGUUGCCCUUGGGUUACCAUGAAAACACUCGAAUCAGAUCCAUUUUUCUUAAUGUGUUUGCCCAGAACAUCAACAACCGAAUGAGUGUGGCUGACGACGGAGCGUCGUACGACGGAGUCUUUGAGAAGUUGGGCAACAUCGUGGACAUCAUGGGGUCCGUGGCAGAAGUGGCAUCGCCUACAGAACACACUUUACUUGCCUCGUCGUUGUUUGCAGUCUUCAAUUAUAACCACAAGACCAGCGAGUUGUUGCAGGUGUUGUUGGCUAAGGAAAUCAAGUAUGUUUCCCGUUCGACCGACAUCUUCCGCCGGAACAGUACGUUGACAAGAUUGUUGUAUAUGUUUGCUCGGAACACCGGGACUUCGUAUUUGGAGGCCACCGUGAAGCCUUUCAUCCAAGAAUUGAACUUGAAUGACGUUGCUAUUGAGAUCGAGAAACCGAGAGAUUCGUAUGUUCCGGAUGCCGACUUAUUCAUGUAUUUUGUCACGACUUUGGUGGAUAAGAUCAUUGACUCGAUUGAUUUAAUGCCCGACGUCUUGAAGAUUGUGAGUCGCCAGAUUUACGUCACGGUGGAAGCCAAAUUCCCCGAGGCGGUGUUGAUAGCCGUGGGGUCGUUUAUCUUUUUGCGGUUCUUAUGUCCGGUGAUCAUCAGUCCUGAGGCUUAUUUGGAUGGUGUCACCGUCAGCAAUCCCAAGGUGAAGAGAACGCUAAUGCAACUUGUGAAGAUCCUUCAGAACAUGGCCAAUGGAACGUUGGACUUGUUCAAGUUCCCGGGGUUAAUCGAUAAGAUGGAAGAAAUGGACCAAUUGAACACCAAAGUGCAGUCGUUUUUGGUUAAGGUUUCAUGUGUUGAAAACAACACCAAUGAUGAUACUCAGCAUCAGCUUGGGCAGUUACUGGAACUGCUGCAACAGCUGCAAGUCUUGUUCCCUCAAGCAGAGGUGCCAAUCGCAGAGUUAAGGUUCUUACACCGUUUCUUCUACACCUACGUUAACUCCAUUCGUCGUGAAUACAUGACGGACGUGGCUCACGUUCAGAAGAGUACUUUCCAAGCCAAGAUGCUUUGUUUCAAGAGGUUUGAUGAUCUUUUAUGGGGGUGGGGCCAGCCCCGAGAGUUGUUGAAGUUCCAAAUCGCCAAUCCAUACAAGGCAUUUGACCCUAACCAAGGAACGACGCAGGACUUUAACGAUUUCAUGGCUAAGAUGUCUCAGAAAUACAUUGACACUGCUUUGGAUAUUCCCUUGGUUCACAAUGCCUUCUCUCGUGACGGGACUCCGGUGGUGGUGUGCAAUUUGAAACACUUGAAAGACUUCAACUUUGAUUGUAAGUUUUUGGUGUACAAAAUGUUUGAAACCGCUAGUCAAUUUUGGGAUAACAAGUUCAACUUGACGUUUGAUUUCACUGAGUGCAUGCUCACUAACCAUUUACUCCAGACUUAUACUUCAUUGGUUAAACUGUAUGCUCCAGCACCAUUCUACGUGAAUUGUAUGAGAGUUAAUUACUUCAAUGUACCUCGGUCCGUUAUUCCUGGACUAUUAGUCACUGCCAGUGAGUCUAGAAAGGCUGAGCUUUUUAAUAGAAUUCAUUUCCAUUCAGUUUUGGAUAACAUUGAUGUGUUGGAAGACAUUUGUAUUGAACCUUCUUCCAUAUCCAUUGCUCGAGACAUAAGGGUGGAAUUCAGAGACGUGCUCUGCUACGAAGUUGGAGGCUCCAACGACACCACUGGUGCCAGCAGAAAGGUGACCAUUAACAUUGGAAGAACCUGGCUCCGGGUGGGAGACCAAGAGACUAUGGACACAAGCAUUACGGGAACCGCAAGCUACCAUGCUGUUAGUGUGUAUCGAUUGUCCGAGAUCACCAAGUGUGAGAUCACCAAGGAUAAAGGAAGCGAAGACGAAUUCACCGUCUAUGUUAACGACGAUAUUCCCUUAACGUUCAGAAGCAAAGAAAGAGAUGAAAUCCUCAAGUAUUUAUACUUUGCGACUUCGAGAAUCCCCAAGAAGUUUGGCUCCGAUUUCGGGAAAGUCGCCCACAAUGGUGAAGAUAACGAGUUAUGGAUAGGAACUCUUGUGAACGUUGCGUUCCACGGGUUAUUGGCGAAAACACUGGAUGUUCGUAGGGCCUCCCAAGCUUUAUUGGCUUCCCUUUUACAAUUUUUGGAAGUUGAUUUGGGGAUGACCAUCGACACGGCUCCCAACUUACAGUUCCCUCUUGAUGCCACCAAUUUUGUGGUGGAAAUCUCUAAACUAUUAGCCACCAGUCAUCCAGAGUUGACGUUUGGGAUAUUCACGGCGUACUUCCACGACUACGAGAAGUUGCCUCGAGAACUCCGUUUAAGUACCAACUUGUACAUUGCUCCAUGGAUCCAAAACAUCUGCAGCGAAAUUCUUUUGAAAGACGAAGUCAAUGGGCCCGAUAAAGUUGCGGAGUUUGCCCGUCAAUUCUGUCGAAUCACGGCGUUCAACAUUGAAAAGCUUUCGGUCAUCAAGGAGGUGUUGUGGAAGAAGUUGUUUGCCAAUCCUCGGUUGACCAUCAUCUUGAUUGAUGAAGUGGUGGCUUUUGCUCUUGAUAAGAAGGACAGUGACACCGAAUGGACCAGCAUCAUUUGCGUGAUUCCUCCAUCGUACGAAACGUGCUCCAAAGUCAUCAACAGGUUGAUUCACUAUGUCCAAAACACAGAUAAGGUGGACUCGCCCAUAGUGUCACAGAGUAAGUUGAUGGAAAUCACACUCUUGAUUCGAAUCUGCAGCUCGUUGUUCUUUGACUCCUAUAAGUACGCCCAGUUACAUUUUCCAGAUGUUUGUUUUAUCACCUCGUUGUUCAUCGACAGUAUUCAUGUUGAUGUGGGUGCAGACUUACAGGGCCUCUUGAUCAAUGUGUUGCAAUCGUUUGUUCAGAAACCCGGGUUGACCUCGUACGAACUCCAGACCAUUAACGAGUCCAUUGAGUAUUUCAGCAGUCAACGAGCCAAGAUGUUCUUUGGUUUGACCACCACCGAAAGCAAGGCUUCCAAAACAGAUCCCAACCAGAUGUUCAGUAAAGCCAAUAUGCUAGAAGCCGUUUGUGACCAUCUCGACAACUUCAUCACUGUAUUUCGUACGUGCGACGAUCGCUCCGGCUGGAGAGCAAGAUGGUGCAGUAAUGCUGUGGACGUUGCGUUCAACAGGAACUCCAUUUUCCAAAGCAGAGCAUUGUUAAUCGUGGGAAUCAUCUCUCGGAACGGCAUUGCCGACUCCACAGCGGCCAGAUGGUUGAAACUCAUCAGCAGCUUGGAAAUAAAGAAGUUGGAAACGGCCACCACGGCCACCUUGGCUUCGGCCAGACUCUACAAUGGUUUAGAACAGAAUUCGGCUUUGGCCUCGGUUCUUGUGUGGCCCUACAUGGCCCUAGCAUUCAUGAACAGUCCAGUAUUAUACCAACCGGCCAUCCAAUGUUUCACCACGGUGUUGUGUAAUGCCAUUGCUGCCGGUGAAGAUUACGUCGACAAGAUCAUUUCUGCCAAACGGUUUUUGGAGCCGCAUAUUUCCGAGUUUGAGUCGACCAACGGUCUUCAAAUCACCGCUAAGAACUUUGGCGUCCAUGUGUUUUACGUGAUGACCAUCGGGUUCAAGUACUCCCACAUCAGACCCACCUGUUUGGAGUGUGUCAAGCGGUACUUCACCUUACGGUAUCUGUUACGGGAACGGACCCCGGUUUUCGGAGACAACAUCCACGACAAUUGCGUGGCCUACGUGGUGUUCAUCUACUUGUGUCUGAGCAAGAGUGAGUUUGAAGAGUACUGUCACAGCAUUGGUCUCAGCAAUGAGCUUGUGACGGUGGACGACCGGUUGACGUUACCCAGAGUGGUGACAGACUUUGCGAAGAAGGCCGAACCUUCGUCGUACAUGUUGAUCUACUUUUCGGCGUUGUGCAAGGGAGACAUUGACCCCGUGUUCAAGUUGAAGUUCAUUGAGUUCUUCUACUAUGUGAUGAAGGUGAUCCCCAAGGCUGCUCUCUUGGUGUGUCACUUGCUUGAGCCUGUCAUGGAGUCGUAUUUGGCCAGCACCAGCAUCGAGUGUCUUGAUAUGAUCUCAGAGAUAAUGCUCUUUGUCAUCAACAGCAAGGACUACGACCACACCAAGAACGUGGACGAAGUCCAGACGAUGUUGGCGUCCCGGAAGGUGUUUGUCAUGAGUUCUCCGGCGUUGAGACCAUUCAACUAUAGAGAUAUCCGGGUGUAUCAAGAGAUGAUCUACAGAGGGGCCUGUUCGUAUGCCGAGGGCAAUAGACUAGAGAACUAG